CAAUGAGGUAGAGUUGGUUCCCAGUCCUAGCUAUUUAUAUCUAGAGCAAGACAUCAAUGAUAUUGAGAAUGAUAAAAGUUGUUAUAGUGAGCAAGGUGAUCAAGAUAAUCAAGAUGAUCAAAGUGAUCAAAAUGAUCUAAGCAAUCAAAGUGAUUAA
This is a messenger RNA of Dentiscutata erythropus, 157 nucleotides long. NCBI's taxonomy places the organism in Eukaryota, Fungi, Glomeromycota, Glomeromycetes, Diversisporales, Gigasporaceae. The record is from the annotation of a GenBank genome assembly.